UCAUCACCACAUCGAGCGACAAGGGAAGAGGGAAGAUCCUCAAGAGACUGGAGGGUCAGUACGUUCAGAUGGCGUGCUCCAGGUUGGGCAGUCGGGUGCUGGAGGCCAUAUGGAACGGUGCCUCGGUCAGUCACAGGCACAACAUCGCACAGGAACUAGUGUCGAGUGAAAGCCAGCUGAGGUCAGACCAGUUCGCCCGGCAUGUGUGGGCCAAAUUUGCCCUCUCCCACUUCAUCCACAGGAGAGCUCACUGGCAGGAAAUCCAGACCGGCGAGUCCAAGAAGAGGAAGCUGUUCAGUGAAAUUCUUGAAUAAAAAAAAAAACAUGUUUUUGUAAUUUACUGUUUUUAUAAUUUGGUUUCAAAAUAUAAGAAGAAAAUGUUCCAUUAUUAAUUCCUUCAUUAUGUGCUAAUUUUCACUCCUCAAAAAGACCCCUGCAAAUAGAGUAUCCACACUUUUACACUCUGAUGUUUGGACCAACAUCACCACUAGAUGGUGCUGUUGGAACGUUUAUUCACUGAUAUUUGUUCACUCAGUGGUGCAGGGGAUCAAAUCAGUUGGGAAACAGAAGCUCAUAAAUCUCACAUUUUCACGUAAGGAAAACUGAAAAACAAACUGAAUGCCAAAAAGUGACUCCGUCUUAUUUCUUUCAAGUUUGUCACUCAUCUAAAAGUGUUUCUUCAUAGUGUUUCUUCAUAGUGUUUCUUCAGGCUUAAAAUUCUGUUGAAGAAUAAAUGUAUGCACAUUUAUACCUGAAA
Labrus bergylta (ballan wrasse) is the source of this 757-nucleotide messenger RNA. NCBI's taxonomy places the organism in Eukaryota, Metazoa, Chordata, Actinopteri, Labriformes, Labridae. The record is from RefSeq and is a predicted model, not a curated record.